AUGACCAGAACCGACACGCUUCACUCCACCACCAGCUCCACCGGGACACAGAGGAGGAGAGGACAGCACGCCAAGAAACAGGUGCAGGGCAGUAACCAGGUGCAGCGAGCUCCCAGAGCAUUGUACUGCCUCAAACUCAACAACCCAAUCAGACGAGCAGCGCUCUCUAUCGUCGAGUGGAAACCGUUUGAUAUCUUCAUCCUGUUAGCAAUUUUCGCUAACUGCGUCGCUCUGGGAGUCUCUAAACCGUUUCCUGAAGACGACUCCAACUCCACCAACCACGACCUGGAACAAGUGGAGUAUGUGUUCCUCAUCAUCUUCACAGUGGAGACAUUCCUGAAGAUCCUGGCAUACGGCCUGGUGAUGCACCCCAGCUCCUACAUCCGCAACGGUUGGAACCUACUGGACUUCGUCAUCGUCAUCGUCGGGUUGUUCAGCGUCGUCCUAGAGACAAUGACUCAUAAAUCUGGCGAGGUGGCGACCACGCAUCACGUGCCAGGAAAACCUGGAGGACUGGAUGUCAAAGCUCUGAGAGCCUUCAGGGUCCUGAGGCCCCUCAGACUGGUGUCAGGAGUCCCCAGUCUUCAGAUCGUGUUGAACUCCAUCAUGAAGGCCAUGGUUCCUCUGCUCCAUAUCGCUCUGCUCGUCCUCUUCGUCAUCAUCAUCUAUGCCAUCAUUGGCCUAGAGCUCUUCAUAGGACGCAUGCACCGGACCUGCUACUACAAGGAAUCAGAUAACUACGUGGAGGAUGACCCGGUGCCAUGUGCGUUCGCCGGUCACGGCCGUCAGUGCUCCAUUAACGGGUCAGAGUGCCGCGGCCGCUGGGACGGACCCAACGGAGGAAUCACCAACUUCGACAACUUCUUCUUCGCCAUGUUGACCGUUUUCCAGUGCAUCACCAUGGAAGGCUGGACGGACGUCCUCUACUGGAUGAACGAUGCCAUUGGUUUCGAGCUGCCGUGGGUUUACUUCGUCAGUCUGGUGAUUUUCGGGUCGUUCUUCGUGCUGAACCUGGUCCUGGGAGUCCUCAGCGGAGAGUUCAGUAAGGAGAGGGAGAAGGCCAAGGCUCGGGGAGACUUCCAGAAGCUGAGGGAGAAGCAGCAGAUGGAGGAGGACCUGUGUGGCUACAUGGAUUGGAUCACUCAGGCCGAGGACAUGGACGAGCUGGAUGAGGACGGGAACCCACGUCCGUCUCUGGGAGACCUGUCCGACAAGAAGAGAGGCAAAUUUGGAUGGUUCAGUCACUCCAACGACACGCACGCGAGUCUUCCUGCCAGUGAGACAGCGUCUGAAAAUACAGAAAACAUCGAUGAGGAACACACCAACUGCUGCCAGGCCUGCUGCUCUAGGAUGAUGAAGAUCAGCUGCUGUCGAACGCUGCGUCGGUGGAACCGUGUCUGUCGUAGAAACUGUCGUACGGCGGUUAAGUCAGUGACGUUCUACUGGGUCGUCCUGCUGCUCGUCUUCCUCAACACGUCACUGAGCGCCUCAGAGCACUACAACCAGCCAGACUGGCUCACACAAGUCCAGGACAUUGCCAACAAGGUGCUGCUGUCCCUGUUCACGGUGGAGAUGCUGCUGAAGAUGUACAGUCUGGGGCUGGCUCAUUACUUUGUGGCGUUCUUUAACCGCUUUGACUGCUUCGUGGUGUGCGGCGGCAUCGUGGAGACCAUCCUGGUGGAGCUGGAGAUCAUGCCGCCGCUCGGCAUCUCCGUGCUGCGAUGCGUGCGCCUGCUGCGAAUCUUCAAAGUGACGCGCCAUUGGACAGCUCUGUCCAACCUGGUGGCUUCGCUGUUGAACUCCAUGAAGUCCAUCGCCUCGCUGCUGCUGCUGCUCUUCCUCUUCCUCAUCAUCUUUGCUCUGCUCGGCAUGCAGCUGUUCGGAGGAAAGUUCAACUUUGACGAGACGCAGACCAAACGCAGCACCUUCGAUGCCUUCCCUCAGGCGUUGCUCACCUGCUUCCAGAUCCUGACUGGUGAGGACUGGAACAUGGUGAUGUAUGACGGUAUCAUGGCAUACGGCGGCCCCGUGUUCCCAGGGAUGAUCGUCUGCGUUUACUUCGUCAUCCUCUUCAUCUGCGGAAACUACAUCCUGCUGAACGUCUUCUUGGCCAUUGCCGUGGACAACCUGGCAGGAGGAGACGGAGACGACAAGAAGAAAGAGUGAGUGAUGGAGGGACAGAGAGAAGAAGAAGAAGAAGAAGAAGAAGAAGUGAAGGUGGACAUCGACGAGGACACGGAGUACGAGGAGGAGGAGGAGCUGCCUGAAGGAGAGGACGAUGGAGGAGUCCAGUUAAAGAUGGCUGACCUGGCUCCUCCUAAGGAGAAGGUUCUCCCGAUCCCAGAAGGCAGCGCGUUCUUCUGCCUCAGCAAAACCAACUGUCUCCGUGUGGCGUGUCACACUCUGAUCCACCAUCACAUCUUCACUAACCUGAUCCUCGUCUUCAUUAUCCUCAGCAGCUGCUCAUUGGCUGCUGAGGAUCCAAUCAGAGCGCACUCCUUCAGGAACAACAUCCUGGGAUAUGCAGACUACGCCUUCACCUCCAUCUUCACUGUGGAGAUCCUACUAAAGAUGACGGUGCAUGGAGCGUUCCUCCACCAGGGUUCGUUCUGCAGGAACUGGUUCAAUCUGUUGGACCUGCUGGUGGUCAGCGUGUCGCUGGUCUCCUUCUUCCUGCACUCCAGUGCAAUCUCGGUGGUGAAAAUCCUGAGAGUCCUGCGGGUUCUCCGACCUCUGAGAGCCAUCAACAGAGCCAAAGGACUGAAGCAUGUGGUCCAGUGUGUGUUUGUGGCCAUCAGGACAAUUGGAAACAUCAUGAUCGUUACCACGUUGCUGCAGUUCAUGUUCGCCUGCAUCGGAGUCCAACUCUUCAAGGGUAAAUUUUAUCGCUGCACAGACGAGGCCAAACACACUCCUGAACAGUGCAAGGGGACCUUCGUGGUUUAUAAGGACGGGGACGUGAACCACCCGAUGGUCAGAGAGCGGAUCUGGCAGAACAGCGACUUUAACUUUGACAACGUGCUGAUGGGGAUGAUGGCGCUCUUCACCGUCUCCACCUUCGAGGGCUGGCCCGCGCUGCUGUAUAAAGCUAUCGAUGCUAAUGGGGAGAACUCUGGUCCGAUCUAUAACUACCGAGUGGAGAUCUCCAUCUUCUUUAUCGUCUACAUCAUCAUCAUCGCCUUCUUCAUGAUGAACAUCUUCGUCGGCUUCGUCAUCAUCACCUUCAGAGAGCAGGGGGAGCAGGAGUACAAGAACUGUGAGCUGGACAAGAACCAGAGGCAGUGUGUGGAGUACGCUCUGAAGGCUCAGCCUCUCAAACUCUACAUCCCAAAGAAUCCGGUUCAGUACAAGUUCUGGUCCAUCAUCAACUCCACAGGAUUUGAGUACGUCAUGUUCGUCCUGAUCCUGCUGAACACCGUCACUCUGGCUGUCCAGCACUACGAACAGUCGAAGACUUUCAGUCACAUCAUGGACAUCCUGAACAUGGUGUUCACGGGACUCUUCACCGUGGAGAUGCUGCUGAAGCUGCUGGCACUCAGACUUAGGCAUUACUUUGUGGAUGCCUGGAACUCGUUUGACGCUCUGAUCGUGGUCGGCAGCGUCGUUGACAUCGUGGUCACCGAGUUCAGUAGUGGGGAGGACAGCUCUCGCGUGUCGAUCACUUUCUUUCGUCUGUUCCGAGUGAUGCGAUUGGUCAAGCUGCUGAGCAAAGGGGAGGGGAUCCGCACGCUGCUGUGGACCUUCAUCAAGUCACUGCAGGCUCUGCCGUACGUCGCUCUGCUCAUCGCCAUGAUCUUCUUCAUCUACGCCGUCAUCGGGAUGCAGACGUUUGGUAAGAUAGCGAUGCAGGAUUACACUCAGAUCAACAGAAACAACAACUUCCAGACAUUUCCUCAAGCCGUCCUGCUCCUCUUCAGGUGUGCUACAGGUGAGGCGUGGCAGGAGAUCAUGUUGGCAAGUCUUCCUGGUAAACGAUGCGACCGUGAGUCAGAUUACGAACCAGGAGAAGAGUUCAGCUGUGGAAGCAACUUCGCCAUCGUUUAUUUUAUCAGCUUUUUCAUGCUGUGUGCUUUCCUGAUCAUUAAUCUGUUCGUCGCUGUCAUCAUGGACAACUUUGACUAUCUGACACGUGAUUGGUCGAUUCUGGGACCGCAUCAUCUGGACGAGUUUAAGAGGAUCUGGUCCGAAUACGACCCAGAGGCCAAAGGUCGUAUUAAACACCUGGACGUGGUCGCUCUGCUCAGGAGGAUCCAGCCUCCUCUGGGCUUUGGGAAGCUGUGUCCUCACAGAGUGGCCUGUAAGCGCCUUGUGGCAAUGAACAUGCCUCUGAACGCUGACGGGAUGGUGACCUUCAAUGCCACCCUGUUCGCUCUGGUUCGCACGGCGCUGAAGAUCAAGACUGAAGGUAACCCCGACCAGGAGAACGAGGAGCUGCGAGGAAUCAUCAAGAAGAUCUGGAAGAGAAUGAAACCAAAACUACUGGACGAAGUGAUACCGCCUCAUGAAGAGGAGGAAGUAACAGUUGGGAAGUUUUACGCCACAUUCCUGAUCCAGGAUUACUUCAGGAAGUUCAGGAAGAGGAAAGAGAAAGGAGACCUAACUGGAGAGUCUGACGCCACCAACCCAUCUGCUGUCCAGCUGUGUAAAGCCGGUCUGAAGACUCUGCAGGAUCUGGGUCCAGAGAUGCGUCUCGCUCUGAACGAGGACCUGGAGGACGAAGCCAUGAUGGAUGACGAGGAGCUGGAGGAGGACACUGCUUACCAGAGUGAGAAUGGUUUUGGACCGGAGAGAGAGCGGCGUGGCUCUGUACUGACCACGCCCACUGGUCCCGGCGGUGUCAUUGGGGACGGCGGCGUCUCUAACGGAGGUCUGGUCCAUCGCGUAGGUUCGCUCACCAAGAUGCCAAACGGCAGCGAACACGACGAGCAUCUCCGCCGUGGAGACAACACAAGGUCAUCUGUCAAUCAUCACCAUCACCGCCGGCCCUCCGCCAGGAACGGCGUGCUGGAGCACAAGAGGCCAUCCUACCACAAGUACACCAGGAGGGACUCCAGGGACAGAUACUGGAGGGAUGGAGACACGGAGACAUACGGAGAGCAGGGAUACUACAGCAGAGAGGAGGACAACGAGUCCAUCAGCUCCAGAGACAGGCGUUACCCUGAUGACCUGUACAGAGACCAGUACACCAACGGUAGCUAUGGUAACGGGUACAGUGAUGGCAGGAGGACGACCCGGAGACGUCUGCUUCCUGCCACGCCCACAGGUCGGAAACCUUCGUUCAACAUCCAAUGUCUGAGGAGACAGAGCAGUGAUGAUCUACCCCCACCUGGAACAUACCACCACACACAGCAAACCUUCAGCAGCUAUGAGUCUCGUCUCUCCUCUGGGCGCUCCUCGGCGGCCUCCUCGGCGUCCUGGGCAAACCCGUGUCCUCGCCGUGGUCGACUCCUCUACGCUCCUCUCAUCCUGGUGGAGGAGGAGGGUGUCAGUGUGACAGGAGCAGCUCCCCGACCCGCCUGGUACGGAGGCCCAGCAGGGACACCAGCCCCGCCCCCGUACCGAGCCUACACAACCCUCAGAGUUCCCUCUCAGCUCAGCACAAUGACGGAGAAACGGGGCUCCGCAGACAGCCUGGUGGAGGCGGUCCUGAUCUCUGAGGGUCUCGGUCUCUACGCUCGGGAUCCAAAGUUUGUGGCGUUUGCGAAGCGGGAGAUUGCCGACGCGUGUCACAUGACGGUGGACGAGAUGGAGUCGGCGGCGAGCGACCUGCUUGGCACGAGCAGCCACGGCUUCCUGAACUCGGCUGACCCCGGCGCUCUGUACAGCGACGAGGAGCCGAUCAGGACAGGCCGCGACGAGGACGAGCUUGCCGACGAGAUGACCUGCGUCACGUCGUUCUGACACUCCGACCAAUCAGAGAGCAGACUGAAUCGGGAGGGGGCGGAGCUAAACGUGGCCGCUGGCAGAGCGCGGCAAAGUUGUCGGGUUGUUACCGUGGUGACGCCACAAAGCUGUACAGAAUCACACUUUACCCACAAUGCACUGAGGCAGGAAACAGAUGUUAGCAUUGGGCUAGUUAGCUGAAGAUGCUAACUGGCUCGUAUAGCACUUUGCAGCAAGCUAGC
Messenger RNA from Centropristis striata (black sea bass), 6125 nucleotides. RefSeq names its product calcium channel, voltage-dependent, L type, alpha 1F subunit (gene cacna1fb). The record is from RefSeq and is a predicted model, not a curated record. The transcript has 50 exons. Gene Ontology annotation, molecular function: high voltage-gated calcium channel activity. NCBI's taxonomy places the organism in Eukaryota, Metazoa, Chordata, Actinopteri, Perciformes, Serranidae. Gene Ontology annotation, biological process: calcium ion import across plasma membrane. Gene Ontology annotation, cellular component: membrane; voltage-gated calcium channel complex.